CCUCGACGCCUUGGAACGAUGCGUAUGCUCUCGGAUCCUCUUUGUAAUCUACAGAAGGAAUCUAGACAUGGAUCGCUUUCGAGAACUUACGUGGUGUGUCUUGCACCACUUUGGAGUACGAACAGCGCUUGGUGCCUCACGCGACGUCAAAUGCCUCUUUGCGCAACGUUUUUUUCGCCUCUUCGGUUAUGGAGCGACAUUCCUGAUCCUCGUCCAAUUUCUUGCGAGCAUCGGCACGUCCGACGGACUCGCUGGACUUUUCAUGACAUUGACCAUGCUGGGUGAUGCAUUCAUCAGCUUCGUGUUGGUUCUGAUCACCGACAAAUUUGGGAGGAGAAGAAUCCUGGCUCUUGGCGCUAUCUUGAUGACCGCUAGUGGCGUAGCUUUUGCAUCGAGCAGCACAUACUGGGUGCUUCUACUCGCUAGCAUGAUUGGUGUCAUCAGUCCCAGCGGCAAUGAAAUUGGCCCCUUCCGCGCGGUCGAAGAGUCCAUCCUCUCGCAGCUCACGGAAAAAGAUGACCGCAGUGAUAUCUUCGCGUGGUACACUAUGUGCGGCACUGCUGGCGCCGCUCUUGGAACCAUAACAAGUGGGUGGAUAGUUCAGACGCUAUCAAAGAACACUUCCGCAGGAGGACAAGCUAAAGGCUAUCGAGUCAUAUUCAUUCUCUACGCCGCGCUAGGAAUCGUCAAACUACUCCUUGUGCUCACUCUCAGCUCUGAAGUUGAACUCCAAGUCCAAGAAUAUGAGUACGUUGAAGUCCUCGAACUCGAUGCAGAAGAUCUACAGUCCCCUGCAUCCUCACCUCGAAAUUCGGUGGAGGACAGGCCUCCGAGUUCAGCACACCUAAAUGAUGCCCAGCAGCAGCAAGUCUCUAAGUCUUCCAGACGUGAUAUGUCUGACAGACUCCGUACGCUGCUCCCUCAGAUUUCCCGGCAGUCUCUACUCAUACUAUCCCGCCUCAUUGUUCUCUUCGCGCUAGACUCAUUUGCAUCAGGCAUGGCCUCACCAUCUUGGCUAACCUACUUCUUCACGACCUUUCACAACGUAGAGCCCGCGACGCUGGGAACACUGUUCUUCACCACUAAUAUCCUAGCGACGCUGUCUAACUUCGCCGCUCUUCCCCUCGCCCGACGGCUCGGGCCUUUGAAGACAAUGACGUUCACGCACCUUCCGUCUGCAAUUUUUCUCGCACUCAUUCCUGUGCCCAACGCCGGAAGCUGGGGAACGUCAGCUUCUAUGGCUCUUCUGAGCCUCCGGGCGUGUACCCAGAGCAUGGACCAGGCACCCAGACAGGCGUUCUUGGCAGCCGUGAUGAAGCCAGAGGAGCGAACCGCGAUUCUUGGUGUGAUUAACAUCGCUAAGACCCUAAGCCAAGCCGGUGGCUUAGGGAGCGCGGGAAUGCUAGCGGCGACAAAAUCGUGGCGGUUGAUGCUGGGAAGUGCGGGUCUGAUGAAAGCCUUGUACGACAUUCUAAUUUUGUGGACAUUUCUAGGAGUACCUGAUAGAGAGGACGAUAGAGAGGUUCGGGAAAGGUAAACAUCUUAGCGUCCAGACAGCUGUACCAUAAAGGCUUUGCGGCAACGCUGCAGACGUCCAGCGAUGUUGUAUUUCCAUCGUUUUCUUAUGGUACAGCGCACGUUCGGCCCCAGCUUUAUUAAUUGUUCAACUUUGGC
Molecule: messenger RNA, 1674 nt
Organism: Boeremia exigua
Lineage: Eukaryota; Fungi; Ascomycota; Dothideomycetes; Pleosporales; Didymellaceae
Product: major facilitator superfamily MFS1
Exons: 2
Coding region: 68-1537 (489 amino acids)
Biological process (GO): transmembrane transport
Cellular component (GO): fungal-type vacuole membrane
Molecular function (GO): transmembrane transporter activity
Source: RefSeq, a predicted model, not a curated record